Messenger RNA from Vespa velutina, 2837 nucleotides. Its product is annotated as PDZ domain-containing protein 2-like. The transcript is spliced from 5 exons. The record is from RefSeq and is a predicted model, not a curated record. Bases 452 to 2713 code for a protein of 753 amino acids. Gene Ontology annotation, molecular function: protein binding. NCBI's taxonomy places the organism in Eukaryota, Metazoa, Arthropoda, Insecta, Hymenoptera, Vespidae.
UUUCAGUCGUUCGGACCCGCUCGCUCGGUGGAAGUGUCCAAGGCAUUUCUCGAUCACAUAUAUAUAUAUAUUUAUUUAUUUAUAUAUAUAUACAUAUAUAUUUAUAUAUAUAUAUAUAUAUAUAUAUAUACACAUAUAUUUAUAUAUAUAUAUUUUUCGAUCAUCGCGUUUGUUGUGUGAUUGAAGAGUUAAGCUCGAAAAAGAUAUUUUCUAGUUUCUUUUUAUAAUCAUUUACGUACUUGUGCACGAAGAAGAAAAAAAAGAAAGAGAGAGAGAGAGAGAUAGAGAGAGAGAGAGAGAGAGAGAGAGAGAGAGAAAAGGAUUUUAGAAAAACAAAAAAGAAAAAUAAUAAGAAACAAAAAAACCAGAAGAGAGAUCGAAGGAUCAAGGAAGAUGCUGCGUUUGGACCACCACUGAGCAGAUCGGUUCUUCGUCAAUACGGGUGUCAGAAAUGCGCUGGUUUCGUGGCCACGCCGAGGCACCGAGACUUUUGAGCUUGAGUCCUCUCCAAGCCGACGAAGACCUUGACGGAGCAUCCUACCACUUUCAUGUUACGUCUCAGUACAGAGACAUGUCACCUGUGAGAUGGACUCGUAGAAAAUCAUCAAGCUCGGAAUCGGAGAGGAAUUGUUAUAACGUUCAAACGUCUCGCGUUACGACCGAACGUACUCCAAAUAAAAAAGAAAAGAAGAAGAUACAAGAGGAAAGACGAAGGAUUUGCGAGAAGAGACAUCCUUUGUUGGAUCGAGUGAAAAAUACGAGGCUUACGUUUUUCAAGGAUCGAGAUUCCGACGAAGACGAGGAAAACGAGGAGAACGAGGAAAACGAGGACGAUGAGGUAUCCGAGAGAAUGCAAUUUCGAUCGAUGUACGAGCUCAGUCAACGUGGUUUAACGAGGAACGAGUUUCGAAGAUCCGUUUGCGAGAAUGAUUUGAAGGAUAUAACAGAAGAGGAAAGGAUUCGAGCUAAGAGGAAACGUAGAUCAAAGUCACAAAAUAGAUUGGUCUCCCAACGUAAAUCGGAACAUCAGGAGGAUCGUUAUUCUUUUUUGGGUAUAGAAACGUCUACUCCUGAAAAUGUAAAACAUUCGGUGUUACCUAGUGAAACUUAUAACGAUAAUCAUGGGGGAGGACCAAGAUUGUCUCGUUGGAGGAAGAGUAAAGAAAAAGAUCUGACCGAGGAGGAAGAGGAACAUAGAAAUCAAGAUGAUCAAAAUCAAAGAACGAAAGAGGAAGGUUUUGAUAGUAUCACGCCGUCGAGUUGUCUCGCAGCCAAGUUCCGUGCUAUGCAGGAUAGAUAUCUCAAGAGUUCAACGAGUAAACUCAUAGCUAAGAUUUAUAAGAAGGAUAGUAAAGAAUGUAAUAAGGAUGGUAAGGACAAGAGAAGAUUACGUAGCUUUUCUUACGGUACUUUGCCUGGUCUCGAAGAAUUAAGAACGAAUCCUCUUUACGAGGAUCAGGAUCAGGAUGACAAUGAUUCCGGUAUCUUAGAUAAUGACUCGGCUACCAGUUCUCUUCUUGAUGAUAGAUGUAGUAGUGGUGCAUCAGGCUUGAUGACGAGUCAAUCUAGUAGUACAAAUGAUUCACCACCAAGAUUACCACCUAGAAAACCUUCGACCUCGAUAAUGGACGCCGAUAGGACAGCACGAUUUUUUUCUGCAUUGGAUAUUCAUUGUGUUAGAACAGAUGGUAAAGCUUGUACAAAGGACAUUCUAACGUUUGAUCCAAACGAUGAUUCUUCCGAGCUUAUCGAAGAUUCUAAAUUGGAGAAUACUAAAGGUUCACAUUUACCAGUAAUCAGAAGUAAAGCUUAUAUCACCGAAACUAUGGUAGUGAAAUUGUUCAGAGAUACGCCCGAUCAAUGUUUAGGGAUUUUUAUAGCUAAAACUGCUGAAACUAGUCCAGGAUAUUUGGUAGCGCAUGUUGUACCCAAUGGAUUGGCCGAUAAAGAAGGAACUUUGAAGAUUGGCGAUGAGAUAUUGAUUGUCAAUGGAAGGAGACUCAGAGGAUUGAGCAUGGCCGAAGCUAGAAAAAUUCUAGGAAAUGGAAGUGGCCCAGGUGAAGUUGAUAUCGUUGUAUCCAGAUAUUCUUCUGUGGAUCAUGCUAAAAAACUUAAAGAAAGUAGUGUAGAUUAUGAAAACGUUAGCAUAGAAAAUGGUCAUGGUGUUAUAGUCGAGGAUUCACCAAGAUCUCGUUUUAAAAAACGUCAGGCCAAGCAUCACAGAGAUAAAAAAAAUGAAUCUGGCAGAUCUAUCAUCUCUGAUAAAACAAUUUUGUCAACGGAUAAUAACAAUGGAUCCACGAUACAAUUGCAAACGCAAAGUGUAUCGAAUUUUUGUACAUUACCUAGAAGACCAAGGAGCACAGUUUCAACGUUUUUGACAGUUCUAUUUGAAAAGGGUCCGGGAAAGAAAUCCUUGGGAUUUACCAUUGUCGGUGGAAAGGACAGUCCUAAAGGAAGCAUCGGCAUCUUCAUAAAAUCGGUUCUACCAAGUGGUCAGGCCGCCGAAGAUGGUCGUUUGCGUGCAGGAGACGAGAUUUUAGCUGUGAACGGUCAGGUUUGUCACGACUUGACACACAGAGAAGCUGUACAACUCUUUCGCCAUAUCAAAAGUGGCCCAGUUGCGUUACAUUUGUGCAGACGUAUUAAAAAUCGAGAACCACAAGCAACGAAGGCCAAGUCGUGUGCAGAUCUUCUUCUCGUCGAUACGUGAGGACGACUACGUGAGAAGCUUUCUUUAUCGAGAAAGAAGAAAAAAGAUAGAUAGAAAGAGAGAGAGAGAGAGAGAGAGAGAGAGAGAGAGAGAGAGAGAGAGAGAAAUAUAUAAUAAGAAACAA